AUGGCCCUUCGCUUGGAGCUGGGGACGCCGGGCGCGCAGCGCGUGCAGGAUGCUGUGCACAAGGUGCUGGUCGCACACGACAUGUCUGCGAGCGACGAUGUCGUGAUGGCCGAAUACGUCACGGUCAUGAUCGCAAACCACAAAGGCCGCGACGCGAUCGCCGAGGAGCUCGGCGAACUGGUCGGUGGCGAGCUCGAUGCGCGCGUCGCUACCGAGAUCUGGGAGGCGGCGAACGCGACCGAGGCGCAGAACGCACCGCAGGAACGGCAGCGCUCUGCCUCGCCGGACGCCAUGCAGGAGGAACGAUACGUAGAACGGCCGCAGGGCGCGUCGCGCGAGCGUCCUCUGCGCGAGGACCGCGAGCGCCCGCUGCGCGCCGACCGCGAGCGCCCUCGGCAGGACCGCAAGGCGCAAAACGCACGCCGCCGCGACCAGGAGCUCUUUCCGUCAAAGCCGCGGGGGCGCAUGCACGCCGACACAAUCCAGGAGCCGCUCAGCAUCUUUGGGCGCGCCGGCGUGCCGGACCCGCACGCGCCGCCGUUUGUGCCGGAAAACAUGCCGCCGCCCCCACCCGAGUUUAUGGCGAUGAUGGCGGCGAUGGGCGCGCCGUCGCUCUUUGCGCGCCUCGAUCCCAUGAUGCCGAAUAAUCCUGCAGUGGACACGAAAGCGCACGCAAACGCGGCGCACGCGGCGCUCCGCGACCCGUCCACGUUCCCGACGGCGCCGUCACAGGCGGCGCUGUGCCGCUACUCGAUCCACUGCACGAACCCGCAGUGCGUGUACAGCCAUCCCUCUCCCGCGAAUGCCGGCAAAAACGGCGACGAAAGCGCGCUGGUCCUGCGCGAGGACGCGUGCGUGGACGGCGCGGCGUGCAAGGACAAGGAGUGCGUCAAGUCGCACGUUAGCCCCGCCGUUGCGCUCCUCCCCAGCAAGCCGCCCGCGCCGAGCGCGUGCCGCUUCCAGGACAAGUGUCUGAAUCCCCAGUGCGCCUUUUCGCACUACGAUGCCAACGGGCACGCGAUGCCGCCGCCGGCCGCACAGCCGGUCGCGUGCCGCUUCGGCACACGGUGCACACGCCCCGACUGCCACUACACGCACCCGACCAAGAGCAAGACGCCGUGCCGCUACGGCGACGAAUGCACACGCCCGGACUGCAUCUUUACGCACCCCCGCGAUGGGCCGGCGCGCCCGACGGCCGACCGCCUCAAGGCGUUUGCCGAGACGAGCGACGAGAUGGAGCGCAUCCUGCCGGGCGAGCAGCCCGACGGCGAUGCGCCGAUUGAGGCGUAG
This is a messenger RNA of Malassezia japonica, 1290 nucleotides long. RefSeq names its product mRNA-binding protein nab2 (gene NAB2). Gene Ontology annotation, biological process: regulation of mRNA stability. Lineage: Eukaryota; Fungi; Basidiomycota; Malasseziomycetes; Malasseziales; Malasseziaceae. The transcript has a single exon. Bases 1 to 1290 code for a protein of 429 amino acids. Gene Ontology annotation, molecular function: poly(A) binding. The record is from RefSeq and is a predicted model, not a curated record. Gene Ontology annotation, cellular component: cytoplasm; nucleus.